UUCUCGCACACCAGCCAUAUUCAUGAGGGAAGGGGAUAUCAACUCAUGUCGUGCAUGUCAUCUGCUAUCAUACGCAGAGUGCAAUCUACUAAACGCCGAGUAGUGUCUUCGAAACUUCCCUUCGAAACUAAUAGAAAAAUUAAAACAUACGAGUGAAUUAUUCAAAUUUUCAUUUUAACCAAGUCUUGAGACAUGGAGGAAAGUCAUUCAGCUGUCGUUAAAGUUAUAGAAGCUAUGAAAGAUGACAAGCAAAUCAAAUUUUUUAUCAAGUUAAUUCCAAAAGACAGAUUUGUGGAUGCAGUGAAUCACAUGUGCACUUUUUUUCUAGCUGAUGAACCUAUUUGCAAAAGUUUAAAUGUGAAGAAUGACCCACAGGCCGUAGAGGAAUUCAAAGCAUUAUUUAAAAUUGCAUUAGAGGAUAAUUUAAGUGUUGCGGCAUUUGUUGAAAAUCCUCAAGGUGGAAAGCCUAUAAUAGCUGCGCUUAAUGUUCUUUACCUGGGUGGAAAAGGACAGAAAAUCGAUUUUAGCCAAUAUAUUAGUAAAUCUGAUAAAGUUCAAAGAGUAAUGCAAGUUAUGGAAGCAUCAGCAGCAGACGUGAAUUUUGAAAAAUUAUACGGCUGCGAUAAAUAUAUAGGAGGUUUCGGUCUAAGUGUAGAUCCUGUUUUUCGCGGAAAUGCAAUUGGAUAUCAUCUGCUUAUGGCAAGAAAUGAAGUUGGCAAAGCGAAAAAUAUUCCAUUGACUAUGACCGUUUUUACGUCACCCAUAUCAGCUAAAUUGGCGAGUCGAGCGGGAUUUCAAGUAUUAUCAGAAAAAUUGCGUGAUACACUCGUUGACGAGAAUGGUCAAUUAUUAGUUCCUGCAUGCAAGACAGAGUCUUUCAAAUGUAUGGGAAAGGAUAUAAAAUGAAUUACAUUGUAUUCACUCAACUAGAAUCGAAAUAUAUAAAUGUGUAUUAUGUAUAUUAUGUAUAUCUUUAGUUUAGAUCAAGAUAUUGUUUGUAAAAACUCAAAUAGAUACAAACUUAUUCUUUUUAAACUUAAUAAAUUAGUGAGUAAAUAUGGUAAA
This is a messenger RNA of Leptopilina heterotoma, 1065 nucleotides long. RefSeq lists its product as uncharacterized. The transcript is spliced from 4 exons. Bases 193 to 906 code for a protein of 237 amino acids. NCBI's taxonomy places the organism in Eukaryota, Metazoa, Arthropoda, Insecta, Hymenoptera, Figitidae. The record is from RefSeq and is a predicted model, not a curated record.